Messenger RNA from Hyla sarda, 4984 nucleotides. RefSeq names its product multimerin 2 (gene MMRN2). Bases 144 to 3137 code for a protein of 997 amino acids. Gene Ontology annotation, molecular function: protein binding. NCBI's taxonomy places the organism in Eukaryota, Metazoa, Chordata, Amphibia, Anura, Hylidae. Gene Ontology annotation, biological process: negative regulation of vascular endothelial growth factor receptor signaling pathway; negative regulation of cell migration involved in sprouting angiogenesis. The record is from RefSeq and is a predicted model, not a curated record. The transcript has 7 exons.
GUGAGUUUUUUUCCGUUCUUUGUUAAAAAGUUCCCCCACCCCUAGUUUUAAACUUCAAGGCAGUUCAAAGGGGCUUCUCAAAGUCAUUCAGUUCUAGAACUUGGAAGUUCAAGUGGGCUUGUGAGUAGAAGACAGAGAGAGCUAUGGCAGAGAAACUGUAUCUUUCAAUAUGCUGUGUUGGACUGAUGAUUUUGGCCUGUUCUACCUUAGUAAGGACACAUGUCUACUCUGCUGGAUCUUCUCCUAUAGGCUCUAUUUUUGAGGUCCAUGGGAUAUCAACAUUUGCACAUGGAUUACCUGGUCAAGAAGAAUCAAUUGAAAAGAAGAAUGGUCUACAUCAUAAGAAUGUACAGAAACCAAAGUCCAUGUCAUCAGGCACAGAGGGGACACAGUCCCCAGAAACAGAACACCCUAAACCAAGAACAGGGCAAUGGUGUUCUUUUGUGCACAAACGAAUUGUGACCUAUGUGGAUGUUUGCAAAACCGAGAAGUAUGUUGUGAGAUCUCAGCAGCCAUGUCCCCAUGGAACACCUGAUUGUCAGAAAACUAUGUACCGGCUAGCACAGAAACCAAUUUAUGAACUUAAAAGGAAGUUUGUAACAAGCUUAGAAUGGAAAUGUUGUCCUGGAUACACUGGCUCUACUUGUGAAUAUGCUGAUCCAAAUGCCAUUCACAUUCCGCUGGAUCAUGUAUUCAGUUCUGAGAAAACUCAAGAAUCUCCAGUAAGCGCUGAGGUGAUUGAUAUGAUUAAAGCCGUUGAAAGCCAAGAAAACCUAUUAGAAGAUAUACAAAAUGAUAUUCAUCAGGCUGCGAGCCAUCUUCAGGACCUUCAAAAUGCCCUGGGCAAUAAUUCAACCAUUGAUGUAGGGAACAGUCAGAAUCAAUCAGAAAUAGAUGACCGUGUUGUGCGUGAAGUAGUCCUACCACAUGUGGAAAAUUUCCUCAAAGCUCAUUUUAGUCCUAUAUGGACCAAUUUUAAUAAAAGUCUGCAAAAUCUCAAUAGGAUGGUAAAGAACCUUUCAGAAAGUGUCGAGAUUAACAGAAAAACAUUGGAUAUAUUCCUGGAAAAUUCUGUGCCAAAGAAAGAUCUUUAUGAGCUAGGGACCAAAUUUGAGUCAAAAAUUCAAGAAAAUGUUGACAAACUUGAACACCUGAAACAACAUAUAGAUAAUAACCUCCACACCCAACAAACUGUGAUCCAGCAUAAUUUGACCAUGAUAAAGGCUGAUACAGAUGUAAAGUUGAAACGGAACCAGAAGUAUCUCCAGUCACAGUAUUCCUACCUGAACUUUAGCAUUGGAGAACUCCGUAGAGGACAGGAACAGGUUCAAGAUGAUCUUUUAGAUUUGACUCAAAAUAUCACAUUACUUCAUUCUCCAAAUCACCGAGUAAAUGAAACUGUUAUGGAACAUGAGGUCCAGAUUAAAGACUUAUUGGCUGAGUCAGAGGCAGCUUUCGAAAAUAUUAACAUUCUAGAAAGAUGGAUAAAGGAACUCCGUACUGAGUUUAAACAGAACUCUGAGAAAGUCCAAAUUCAGUUCAUGGAGAAAAGCCUCAUCAUGGAAGAAAUCAAAGAUCUAAUCCAGAGGCAGAUAAUAGAACUGAAUUACACUGUUAUCAGUAUACAAAAUGGUAGUGAUGAGUUAUUCAAGAAUUGCGACUGCCACAAAAUGAAUUUAGACAUAAUCGCUCUUGAGGAAAUACAACGGAACUUCUCAAAUCAGUUCAGAGAUGUUUUAUAUGGAAUAGAAGAUGUCAAACAGAAGGAAGGAAGUUCUAAGACAUAUCUGCAACAUUCAGUAGAAGAUUUAGCACAGGCCCUACAGUUUAACCGUCAAUCUCUUGCUGCACAACAAGAACAGGGACGGAAGUUAACACACAUCACUUCCCAGCUGUCAACCCAGAUGAAAAACAUUACAGAUGAUGUUAAAUUGAUUAGGAUGGACAAUGGUCAGAUCCACAGGCACAUUAAACAUCUGGACAGUUCCUUCAGCUCACUUCUGGAAGAUGCAACAAGACAUGAAAGAGUGUUGGAAGCUCUACUUGGUGAAGAAGCUCUUGAACUUCUCUCAGAGGAUAAUCCAGAGGUUGUCUAUAUGACGGUCAUAAAAAUGAAUGAAGUUCUGAACAGAACUUUGCAUAUACUGGAAAAGCAACUGCUCAAUACAGAUUCCUUGAGUGAACGUUUGGAGUUUUUAGAAAUGCAAUAUGGAAACCAGAAUUCCCCCGAUCCCUCCAUUUUCAAUGUUGAACAACACAAUGGAGGAAAAACACAUGAUGGCCCCUACCAGAGUGGUGGUUCAGUGCAUUUGGAACCCAAUCAUGAAGCGUCUCGACAUAAUGAUGCUGACGAACCUGACUACAACGAUAUUAUGAUCUUGAAAAAGGAUCUUCAGAAUCUCUAUGUAAAAGUAAAUGAACUAGAGUCUUCCUUCUCCAAUAUACCUCAUUUCAGAAAUGACACCAUUGUAGGUGCUUUAAAACCACUUCACAUCUCUAUUUCUUCCAUGAAGCUGGACAUUGAAAACUUAGCAGAGCUUUAUAAUAAACACUUGCAGUUAUUCCAUAAAAUAUUUGUAAACUAUGAAGAUCUCAUUUCCUCAGAUGCACCGCUGGACAUUGAAAAGCUUAAGUCAAUCAUGGAUAAAAAAAUGAAAAAAAGACGAAAAGGAGAAGAAUCACAAAGUAAAAAAGAAGCUAAAAAGCGUAGUGAAGAACAUUGGCAAUCCGAUGAAACAAUAUUACCACAUCAAGAUCCUCUUGUUGCAUUCAGUGCAAAUUUAAUCACUGGUGCUGAAGCAGUAAGCAUGAUCAAAUUUAUUGAUAUUCAUCUGGAUUAUGGAAAGGUGUUUUCUUCAGAAGAUGGUCACUUCACGGCUCCAUACAGCGGAGUGUACGCCUUUUCAAUCAGUGUAGAUUUUGGUACUGGUAAAGGACUUGGAUAUCUGUUUUUUGGUGCACAGCAGAGAAUCGCCCUUCACAACAGCAGCACCGAGCCAACAGAAAGCCUUAAACAUCAGUUUGCCAUUGUGAAGCUCGAGAAGAAUGAAAAGGUUUGGUUUGAACUACUUCAAGGGUCAAUCAAAAAGAACACACUGGGAACUUCUCUGUCUGGCUAUCUGAUCUUCAGAACGUGAGCAUGGUACAAGCAGACAUUUAUUGGAAAUGGCCACUUCUAAGUAUCAUAGAAUUUAUCACUGGAAAACAAUGCAGUUUGUUUAAUUUUACCAAUCCUGUUUCCAUGGCAGGACAUGGAUAAAUAUUGCUGUGUUUGAACUAACACCCAUGUUGUGGUCAGUCCAUGUGCUUUCCAAAUGUUUCAUUAUGGCUCCUUCUUAAAGGGGUACUCCACUGGCCAGCAUUCAGAACAUUUAGUUCCAAACGCUGUGUGCACGUUGCAGGGGUCGUUCAUGCCCCCUCAUGAUGUCAGGCCACACCCCCUCAAUGCAAGUCUAUGGGAGGGGGCAUGGUGGCUUCCAAGCCCUUUUCCAUAGACUUGCACUGAGGUGCAUGGCUUGACGGGGUGUGGUCGACCCCCACAGUGCGCACACAGCUUUUGGAGCUAAAUGUUCCGAACACUGGCCAACGGAUUACCCCUUUAAAAAGUACCUCCCAGCUUUAGUAACUCUGUCAUCAAUAACACUACAGGGGCAUUUUUUUCAUAGAACUAUUUUGUGCCAUUCCUCUGUUAUUUUUUCCUGGAAAUGUAUGAAUACAUUUGCAACAGGGUUUUAGUACUGUAUACCCCUUGUGAAUUGGGCAUGGCUCUACACACUCUGACACUGUUGGCACUGAUUGGACAGUGCCAGACUAUUUAAACACAUUGCUUAUUACCUCAUUUAUUCAUACAUUUCCAGGAGGGUGGAGAGCUUUGUAUUGUCCCUAAAGCAUAGGUAUUUACUAAAACAGACAUGUCGGGAGAGCUACAGGUCAGCUUUAGUUUCUGGUCAGUGUAAUUGGAAUCAUUUUGUUAAAGCGGUCCUGUCAGCAGGACCUGUCUUCUCAAUCUGAAUCCGGGUAUACCAAUUUUUUUUUUUUAUUGUUCCUUCCAGCACCGAGUUAUAAUGCUUUUCUUUAACAUGCAAAUUAGGCUCAAGUGCCUAAAGGCUUUCCCUUGGACUGCUAGAGCCCAGUAACGUUCAGUCCCUUCUCUUCCAAACACCUUCUCUCUCACCAUCUUUAACUGCACCAACCUUCAUCUCUGCUUCUCAUCUCGAUACAUGCGCAAGUGCUGUUUAACCACAGAACAGGGUGGCGUAUGCACAGUAACACUGAAUCCUCCCAGUGGCCCCAAAGCAUGCAUUGUGCUUGUAUCUUUGCCAUCACAGAACAGCGAAAAAGGAAGUGCGCCAGCACAAAACAUGCUUUGACACCGCUGGUAGAGUUAAUGCUAUGGUGUGUGCUUCCCCGCUGUUUAACCAUGCUUGUGGAUUCCAGUUAAAAUGCUCAAUAUAGCCAUAGGCUUUGUAUAAUGCCAAAAAGCUGCUGAGAAGGCCAAUUUGAGGCAAUAUGUAAGAAUGUGCAUACAUGCUAUUCCCUGUAUUGUGUUCCCUUUAAUUCUGUCUGAUCAAGAAUGGGUUAAAACAGAAGAACCUUGCAGCAACAUAAACCCAUGAUUUUUAUAAAUAAGUCACAAAGUAGGGUGACAAAGUAUGCUAGUAGGGGAGAAUAGCUAUAUAUUACAGUACCUGAUAUUUUGUUCCUUGUAGGAUAAUCAGUCAUGCAGAGGUACAGAGAGGUUCUAUAGAGGUCUAAAGGGGCCAUAUUAUGGCUUUAUACAACAAACUUAUGAACCAGUAAGCUGGAACCACAACCCAUGUUGUAGCUCUUGAUAAAACAACUUAUCCCUGAGGUGAUAUUUGGAGGUCUUCAUAACAUAAAACCUCCAGCAAAGAAUAUUCUAAGGAGCUGUGUUGACAUGCUGCCCUCUUCAGUUUGUUGGGGGUCCAAUCUCAAGCAUCCCCAGUAUACAAUUAAAAGGGUA